GUCAAAACACGCGGUUCAUUCUCGUUUGCAGAUGAAUCGGCAUCCUUCUUUUGCAACCAGCGUUUGUUGUCUCCCAUCUCCCCUCAACAGAACAAUACAGCCAGUUGCGAACAAUGCUCGCGGCCGCUCGGUGGGCUUGAUUUCACCUCACAAAGCAUCACUUUUCUUUUGAAACCCUCACACUCGUACACUCUUUCCUUAGCCACAUCUCUCUCGACCAGACUCGCUCCUCAGAGCUGCAUCAACCAAUAGCUCUCCGGAAUGUCGGUUCCUUUCAAGCUCGAGGAUGUUGUCGCCAACGCUGAGCUUCGCGGCUUUGGUCGUAUCGAUGCCAUUAGACUCGCUACCGUCGCCUUCCAUCAACUGCAGCACCUCCAGCACAUCGCACCGACCGGCCAGCACGUCACAGCAGCUGAUGUCGCUGAGGCUUUGAAGUUGCGGGCUUCUAAAGAAGCCGAACGAGCCUCUCGAGAGGAGGCAGACCUGCAAGCUCUCGGCAUCGUCGUCUCGGAUGCGGCGGUCCUUGGGAAUCAAGUCAUGGAAGAUGCUCAAGAUAUCACCGACUACACCAUGGAGGAGGGAUACGGCCAGGUCUUGGAAGAAAAGUUUUCCGUUCAGAAAGACCACCUCAAUGGAGUAUCCAACAAGAAGUUCAAGUUUAUGCCGGAUGGGCUGGACAAGUUCUUUGGCGGAACCACUCCAUAUAGCCCCGAAAACGACAUGAACAAGCUCAGUCUCAAGCACACAAGCCACGACAUCAUCACUGCACUCUGCCAACACGUCGAAAUCGCUGUUGAGAUUGGCAAGCACCUACGGCCACGAGAUGUUUUGAACCUCUAUUCAGUCAGCCGAUCAUUCAAUGAAGCCAUCAGCAGCCACAUGUUCUCCAGCAUUAAGGCGUGGGUAUCAUUAAACGCCCCAGACGCUGGCCGCACAUUCAACUUUAAGCUCUACCGCCGUCAUUUGAUCCCCGAUCCUGCUGGCCGGACAUGGGUCGGCCAAGAUCCAAGCGCCCAGUCUCGAAUUCCAUCACACCAACGGAAUGAUGCUCGACUGAUCCCCGGCAUCAAGUAUCUACAGCUGGUCUUGGGACGUGUUCGGUGCUGCAGAGAGAUCAUCGCCAUCCUAGCCCGCAAUGGACACCGCUUGCCAAAUGGUAUGCUUCCUACACUCGUCCGUCUUUGGCUCCUGAUGGAAGUUUCCACGACCGCCCAGCGACAGGCUUUGUUGCAUUCCCAAGAAAUAUGGACUGAAAGAGACCUCUUCAAUGUCCAAUUCUUCCUCGUCAAGCUUGGCAUGCACUUUAUCGAUCCUGUCUUCGGUCCUGCCUCUACCGAACUGGUCAACCUCAUGAUGGGCCAGAAGGGCUUGUAUCCAUUGUGGCAGCUGCUCAUGUGCAACAAAUACACCGAGCUUUCCGAUUUCCUGGAGCUCAAGGUGCGGUAUGACUACCAAAUCUCGCCCACCCACUGGACCCAGGACCUUGCAAAUACGGAAAUUUUCGGCGUUCCUUGCCAUGAAGUCGGCAUCGUUCACUGUGAGGGGUGGGGUGAAGGCAUACGGCAUCUCGCACGCCCAGAUGAGCUCAUACCCAUGGAGGCUGUGACCCGUGGCCUAGAGCUUGACAAACACUUGAUGGACAUGGUCGUCUGGGGUUAUAUUGACUUCAGCACUGGAGAGAAUCUUGUGCCGACCGAAGAGGAGAUGUACAUUUCAGACGAUGAAAAUGUCCUGAAGCACGUGGACACUCGGCACCACUGGAAACGCAAGCACACCCUCAAGAAGCGUUGGAACAAACUCACGCCACAGCAACAGCAGGAAAUUAUCGACGACGAUGAGGAUGAGCGGCUGCGCUCCAUGGCCUGGUGUGGUGACUCCGACUCCGAGGACGGAGACGGAGAAGAGGAAGAGUCAGAAGACGAGUGCUCCACGGCAGGCUACUCUCUUGACGACGAGAUCAGACGUGGAGUGCGGCUCAGACCUUACGUCAGGGGCAAUCCAUCAGGCGUCCCAGCUCUAGACGAUAACCAAGCUUGGAUCGAGUUUGUCAACAGCUCGCUACUAGGAAUGGGAGCGGAUCUGGGCAUUGACGGAGAUCAGACAUUGAGUUCAAUGGCACGCGAGACUCACAGGGAAGAAGAGUUGUUUGGUGUAUUCAACUGGACAAAGUGGACAGUGAAUCGAGACCAGCCCUUGGCUUGGGCAGGCGAUGGUGGUGUGAAUGACGAGGAUGAGGAUGGCGAAGAAGGGAUCCAGGAAGAUGAAGAUGAGACCGAGGAAGAGGCCGAGGAAGAUGAGACUGAUGAUGCGGAAACGGAGGGUGAG
This is a messenger RNA of Ilyonectria robusta, 2325 nucleotides long. RefSeq lists its product as uncharacterized. The record is from RefSeq and is a predicted model, not a curated record. NCBI's taxonomy places the organism in Eukaryota, Fungi, Ascomycota, Sordariomycetes, Hypocreales, Nectriaceae. The transcript has a single exon. The annotation marks the transcript as partial.